AUGGUUAAAGACAAGUCAAACGGUGACGAAGCACGUAGAAACGGCACGUUAAAACGAGGUAGAAAGGAACUUAGAUCGAUUAGAAGACCCCAACGUAAUAAAGCCCAUGAAGAGCCAGAACAUUUGAAUGAAAGCUCUGAAGGUGAAGUGAAAAAUCACCAUAAUGGGAUGCAACAUAAUGAGGAAAUUGCUAAUGUGGAGGAAGACGAAGAGAAUAAGAGAAGGAAAGUAUAUGGUGCUUUAUUGACCAUUCUGAAUUCUGAGCAUCCCAAACCGAAGCCCAAGCAAGAGGUCACAGUGCAAUCCAGAAAGGAGGAUAGUGAGAGUGAUGUGGAGGAAGAUGAGAGAGAUGAAGUGGAACAACUGGAGGAUAAUCUCGCAAGGGUGGAUGAAAAUCCGUCGGAAGAUGAUCUAUCCGAGGAUGCUGAUGAGGAAAGUGAUGAUGAACAAGAUACAUUCGACUCACACUUUAAUCAGGUUCCUGAGAAUGUGGUGGACAAGCUAGAUGCUGCUUUCAAGGAGAGGCAGUUGAAAUACAAAUCUGCAAAGGUACCGAUAGGCGAGAACGAAUCGAUGGUAUACUCCAAACCCCUUCUUCUGGAAGAUCAAAGUAAAAAGUUGGAAAUACCAUCACGUCAUGAAUCAUUAAAGUCGUAUGUCUUCAAGCAGAGAUUAAAGAUUCAAAAUGACUUGGAGCACGAGAACCUUACGUCGACACAAAGAACACUGGUCGAUCCUAUGUUACAGUAUAAUGACCUGCUGUAUGAAUAUAACUCCUACGAAAAGGAUGAGGACGAAUACAGAGACUUGUACGCCCUGCAUGUAUUGAAUCACGUAUACAAGACCAGAGACAAAAUUUUGAAGAACAACCAACGUAUAAGUGAUAAUCCAGAUGCGGAUUAUUUGGAUCAGGGGUUUACUAGGCCAAAAGUGCUCAUUGUUGUGCCUACAAGGGACACAGCAUAUCAAGUGCUCGAGAAGAUCAUUGACAAGUCUGGUAUUGACCAAAUCGAUAAGAAAGGCAAAUUCAGAGAUCAGUUUUUUGAAGAAUCUUUACCUCCGUCUUCCAAACCCAAGUCAUUUCAGCAUGUGUUCAAAGGGAACACGAACGAUUUUUUUGUUCUUGGGGUGAAAUUCACUAGAAAGGCUAUUAAGCUUUACAGUAAUUUUUACCAAUCAGACAUCAUUAUAUGCUCUCCACUGGGUAUUCAAUUGAUCUUAGAGAAUACCGAUAAAAAGAAGAGACAAGACGAUUUCCUGUCAUCCAUUGAGAUUUCAAUAUUUGACCAGUUGCAUUCGAUAGAGUAUCAAAAUGUUUCUCACGUCAUGACCAUCUUUGACCAUUUAAACUUGAUCCCUCAAGAACAACACGAUACUGAUUUCGGAAGAGUAAGGUUGUGGUACAUUAAUGAGCAAGCAAAGCUAUUUAGACAAACAAUGAUCUUCACCAAAUAUGUCUCUCCAACGGCCAAUGCCCUCAUUAACAACAAAUGCCAAAACAUGACAGGAAGAUGGAAAAAUCAUCAUUUUAUCGAACCAAAUCAAUCUAGUAUUGGAAAGUUAGGUUUGAAGGUUAGACAAAUAUUUCAGAGAAUUGAUCUUGGUGCGGCAUCUAUCUUAGAAGAGUCGGAUUUCCGUUUCAAGUUCUUCACAAGUGUCAUCAUCCCAUCCAUUAUCAAGUCGACGGGAUAUGAAGAUGGUAUCCUCGUUUACAUCCCAGAUUAUGCGGACUUCAUAAGGGUACGCAAUUAUAUGAAGGAGAAAACUACCAUCAUCUUUGGUGACAUUAACGAAUAUUCGAAUCAGAAACAACUGAACAGUAAUAGAGCUUUGUUUCAGCAGGGCCGUGCUAAGGUCCUGCUGUACACUGAAAGACUGCACCAUUUCAGGCGUUAUGAGAUCAAAGGCGUGAAGAGUGUGGUAUUUUAUCAACCGCCAACGAACCCCGAAUUUUAUAGUGAAGUGGUAAGAUUUAUUGCUAAGAGCGCAGCACUUGGUACUACAGAUCUAAACAUUUCCACCGUGAGAACGAUAUACAGCAAGCUAGAUGGGAUUAGUCUUGAGAGAAUCGUAGGAACCAAGAGAGCAGCUAUUCUCACUCAUGGACAAAACGAAGUAUACGAGUUCAAAUAG
Molecule: messenger RNA, 2133 nt
Organism: Torulaspora delbrueckii
Lineage: Eukaryota; Fungi; Ascomycota; Saccharomycetes; Saccharomycetales; Saccharomycetaceae
Gene: UTP25
Product: rRNA-binding ribosome biosynthesis protein UTP25
Exons: 1
Coding region: 1-2133 (710 amino acids)
Biological process (GO): maturation of SSU-rRNA from tricistronic rRNA transcript (SSU-rRNA, 5.8S rRNA, LSU-rRNA)
Cellular component (GO): nucleolus; small-subunit processome
Molecular function (GO): U3 snoRNA binding; rRNA binding
Source: RefSeq, a predicted model, not a curated record